AUGAACGGAUCGGACGGGCUCGCUGCGGCCCCCACUGCAGCAGCAGCUGCAGCAGCAGCAGCAGCUCGUGACAAUGCGUCAUGGCUUCUUAGAGCCGCGCGUAGGUCUGCGUCUGCUGCUGCCGGGAUUCACUCCCCAUGUUCGGUGCAGCCGUGCACAGAUAUCAAGACCAAGGUUGGGGACACGCAGCUAGCUGCUUCUGCAGCAGCAGCUGACGCCAGUAAAAUAAUUACUACGAGCCGCCCUAGUGCCUCGCUCGAAUCCUGUAAUGACAAAGGAGGGCUCCUGCAGGAACUGAGCAUAGCUCUUUUCUCCAAACUUGCUGAGUCGCUGCCUAAGGAUAGGGGUCCCCUCAGUUUCAUGAGCUGGGAGGACGGCAGUUGGUACUGUGGCCAGAUGGCUGACGGGGCCCUUGAUGGUGUCGGAGUGUAUAGGUACACGGACAACUCGGUCUAUUGCGGUCAAUGGUCCCGUGAUCGGCUUCACGGCUUUGGCGUCUUCAUCACCCCCAGCGGUUUCGUCUACAAGGGAAGCUUCGAGGCAGACAAACAAAACGGGCCAGGUUGGCACCUCUUCGUAUCUUUGUUCGCCUUUUGCCUUUGUUUUGAAUAUGUGCUUCGCUGCCGGCUAUUGACGAACAUGACUGUACUUCUUAGGGACUUGCGUCUCGUGCUCGACAUCAAAAAAAGAUGCAGCGGCACUCAACAUAUUGGUAGCUUGCUCGGUUCGCAUGCGUUUCUCGUGUAUUCAGGCAUUUUUUUGGUUCCCCAGGGCCCAACCUUUUUCGGACAUUUCCGCGAAGGUCGGCUACACGGUUUUUCUUGCUGUGUCUCCCCGUCGGGGGCCUCGCGACCCCUGUUGGGAGAGUGGCGUGAUGGGGAGUUUCUUCGGGCUUUGCCACUACACAGCCGCAUUGCAGAUUUUUACAUUCGAGCAGCAGAGGCGCUCGACCUUUUGGAAGCUCCCUGGGGUCCUCUUCCCGUACCAAUGCCCGACGCGACUCUUCUCGGGCUUCCCAAGGAAGAGGUCCCAGGAAUCCUAGGAUCUACCGGUGCCCCCAGCCAUGCCCGGAGGGAGCCCAAGCUUUGCAGUGCCGCAAUGCUAGAAGCGCUUCGCAUAGAACUUCCUAGGAGUCUUCUGCAGGUGGCAGCAGCAGAGGGCGCGCGCCAUGCGGCGCAGCAGCAACAACAACAGAAUGGACGACACUCCAGUGGGCGACUCGCGUGCAGUGGAAAGUCUUUAGUAAGAAAACGAAAGGCCAGCAAUAUGCCAAAGGUACAGAGCAAGGACGGGAACGAUGCCGCAGGAUCGCGGGUCAAGGGACCCGGCGGCGACGGCUACAUGUCUGGAGGUAACACCACUGCACCCCCUCGCGCUACAACUACCAAGGCGCAGCUGUUGAGGUGGGAAAGCGAAGCGAGAAAGCUGCCGCGAAUUCCGCACCUAAACUACAAUAGAGUUCUCGGGCGCUGGUACGCGAGGGUUCGAGACCCGACAAGUGGCCGCCGCAUAUGGAAGGGAUACACCUGCGCAGUACACGGCUUCUUUCAGGCCAGGGAUAUGGCCAUUGACAGGCUGAGACAGUUCAGCCAGCUCGUGGCUCCAUUGCCCACAGCAGCAGCGCCGCAUGAAAGCACUAAUGAAGCAGGUGGAGGCACAGAAGUACAUAGUACAGAGACUUCAGGGGAUGGCAAGGAGCAACAGCAACAACAAGAACACGACCACCAAUCUGUGCCUUCCCAACAAGCAGAAUCGGAAAUAGCUGUCGACGGCACAGUUGUCUCAACUGCGCCAUCCGCAAAGGGAAACGUGGACGUCAAAGAGGCCCAAAGACAGCUGGGCCUAGUUCCUAAUGGUGCAGUUUGCGGUGCCAUGGCCACUGCAGAAUGCAACUCUUCUGCAAACUCUCCAGCUGUUACCCCCACCACUGCUGACACUGCAAGAAAAGAGAGUCCAAGGUCAGAGGCAAACAACCAAGACGGCCCUGAAGUCGCACUACUUAAUGCCAGGCAACGGUCACCAGCCGACCUCAAAACCCACGCCAGCUGCAGCACAGCAGACGAAGCAGCUGCAGCUACUGUUGCUGCAGCGACGACCGCUUCCCCGUUGCCGCCUCAGCAGCAACAGCAGCAGCUACCCGCCAUCACGCCUUCAGGCCUAUCCUUCGGGACAGAGGCAGAGGCAGCAGAGCACAGCUGCUUACAGCACAAGGAUUCAAUGCAGGAUGAAGAGGGUGUCUCCUGCAGCAGACUGACCACAGCCGAUUGCAGCGACACGUUGAUCAGCCGCUGCACCCCCACGCACUGCGACUCUGCCUGA
Molecule: messenger RNA, 2319 nt
Organism: Eimeria necatrix
Lineage: Eukaryota; Apicomplexa; Conoidasida; Eucoccidiorida; Eimeriidae
Source: RefSeq, a predicted model, not a curated record